AUGUCUGGAUCUGAUGUUGACCGAAACCUUAAACCUGAUGAAAACUCUGAGGAUGAGAGGAAAACAAAGCUUGGGUCUUUUAAGAAGGCAGCCAACAUGAUUACAAACUCCUUCAAUAAGGGUCGAAGGAACAGCAAGGUAAUGUCUUUCCCUAUGGAGGAUGACAUUGAUGCAGAGGAGCUAAAGGCAGCUCAGGAACUGCGGCAAGCACUUAUCUCGGAAGAACUACUGCCCUCAAAACAUGAUGAUACUCAUAUGAUGCUAAGAUUUCUACGGGCCCGGAAAUUUGACCUUGAGAAAACAAAGCAAAUGUGGUCUGACAUGCUACAAUGGAGGCAGGAAUUUGGUGCUGACACUAUUAUGGAGGACUUUGAGUUCAAGGAAGUUGAUGAAGUCUUGAAAUACUAUCCACAAGGGCAUCAUGGAGUUGAUAAGGAUGGACGGCCGGUCUACAUGGAGAGACUUGGUCAAGUUGAUUCUAACAAACUGAUGCAAGUGACGUCAAUGGAACGUUAUGUGAAGUACCACAUACGGGAGUUUGAGAGGACCUUUGUAUGUAAAUUCCCUGCCUGUUCCAUUUCAGCAAAGAAGCACAUUGAUCAGAGCACCACUAUUCUGGAUGUACAAGGAGUGGGGCUUACAAGCUUAAAUAAAUCUGCAAGGGAACUUAUCCAGCGCCUUCAGAAGGUUGAUGGUGACAAUUAUCCUGAGACCCUGAACCGUAUGUUCAUCAUCAAUGCUGGUUCUGGAUUUAGGCUCUUAUGGAACACUGUCAAAUCUUUCCUUGAUCCCAAGACCACUGCAAAAAUUAACGUUCUUGGAAAUCAAUACCAGAGCAAGUUGCUUGAAAUAAUUGAGGCUAGCGAGCUGCCAGAGUUUUUGGGUGGUACUUGUACUUGUGCUGAUAAGGGUGGCUGUAUGAUAUCAGAUAAGGGCCCAUGGAACGAUCCAGAAAUAAUGAAGAUGGUUCAGAGUUAUCGUGAGGCAAAAAGCAUAAACAACACUCCAUCAGGUGAUAUUGAGGAGAAAGAAGAGAAAGAGGAGAAAAAGGAGAAAGAGGAGAAAGAGGAGAAGACAAUCUCUGAACCGGAGAAGACAAUCUCUGAACCGGAGAAGACACUCUCUGACGAGGAGAAGAUAAUCUCUGAAGAUGAUCAGGCUUGCACAAAUAGAAUGGAUUCUUUCUGCUCAGAAACCUUUUUAGAGGCUGAAAUGCAUGUGGAUCAUCUCUCUUCUGUGCCUGAAGAUCUUUUAACUCCCAGAAUAUGUAAUAGCCCAUAUUUUGAGGCAAUGGACAAGGGAACUGAGAAAGAGGCCGAAAAGCUGAACGCUGCUCUCAACCGACUCAGUGCCUUAGAACAAGAGCUGUCCUCAACCAAGAAGGUUGAGACUCAAAAGGAGGAAAAGCUGAAGGCUGCUCUUGACCGCGUCAAUGCUUUGGAACAAGAGCUGUCAGAAGCCAAGAAAGCACUUGAGGAAGCCCGCCAUAAACAGGAGGAACUUCUAGCCUCGGUUGACAAGGAAAAGAAGUUUUUCAAGUUUGCAUGGUUCUCAGGAGGGAAGAAGUGGAAAUGUCUGCCUAUCUGUGUUGGGCUGUUUGGGAUGACAGGAAUUCUACAUUGCAUUAUUCGUGUUAUAACAGCAGGCAUUGUUGUUGUGCGAGGAGUUCCAAAUUAG
Molecule: messenger RNA, 1677 nt
Organism: Prunus armeniaca (apricot)
Lineage: Eukaryota; Viridiplantae; Streptophyta; Magnoliopsida; Rosales; Rosaceae
Source: the annotation of a GenBank genome assembly